Molecule: messenger RNA, 1313 nt
Organism: Choloepus didactylus (southern two-toed sloth)
Lineage: Eukaryota; Metazoa; Chordata; Mammalia; Pilosa; Megalonychidae
Product: elongation factor 1-gamma-like
Exons: 1
Coding region: 708-1094 (128 amino acids)
Biological process (GO): translational elongation
Cellular component (GO): nucleus; cytoplasm
Molecular function (GO): translation elongation factor activity
Source: RefSeq, a predicted model, not a curated record
CUUCAAGGUCCUCAUUGCUGCUCAGUACAGUGGGGCUCAGCUCCGUGCGCAUUCUGCACCACCCCACUUCCACUUUUACUAAAGGAACCACACUCCUGAAUUUCCUUCCUAUCUUCCUGAUGGCAAGUUUCCAGCAUUUGAGGGGGGCAAUGGAUUCUGGGUGUUUAAGAGCAACACCAUUCAUUGCCUACCAUGUGAGCAAUGAGUCGCUGCAGGGAAAUCCUCAGAGACAGCAGCCCAGGUGGUGCAGUGAGUGAGCUUGGCUGACAGUGACAUAGUCCCCCCAGCUAGUACCUGGGUGUUCCCCACCUUGGGCAUCAUCAUGCACCACAACAGGCAGGUCACAGAGACUGUGAAGGAGGAGGUGAGGCAAAUUCUGGGGAUGCUGGAUGCUCACAUGAAGAUGAGGACUUUUCUGAUGGGUGAACUUGUGACAUUGGCUGGCAUCUCAGUUGUCUGCACCCUGUUGUGGCUCUACGAACAGGUCCUUGAGCCUUCUUUUUGCAAGGCCUUCCCCAGUGCCAGUCAAUGGCUCCUUACCUGUAUUGACCAGCCCCAGUUCCGGGCUGUGUUGUGGGAGGUAAAACUGUGAGAAGAUGGCCCAGUUUGAUGCUAAGAACUUUGCAGAGAGCCGGCCUUAAAAGGACACCCCAUAGAAGGAGAAUGGUUCACAGGAGGAGAAGCAGAAGCCCCAGGGUGAGUGGAAAAUGGAGAAAAAGGUGGCUGCCUCUGCUCCCAAGGGGGAAAUGGAUGAAAGUGUGCAGGCACUGCCUGCCGAGCCAAAGGCCAAAGACCCCUUCGCUCACCUGCCCAAGAGUACCUCUGUGUUGGAUGAAUUUAAGUGCAAGGAGUCCAAUGAGGACACACUUUCUGUGGUGCUGCCGUAUUUCUGGGAGCACUUUGAUAAGGAUGGCUGGUGCCUGUGCCAUUCUGAGUACCGCUUCCCUGAAGAGCUCACCCAGAACUUCAUGAGCUGCAUCCUUAUCACUGGAAUGUUCCAGCAUUUGGACAAGCUGAGGAAGAAUGCCUAUGCCAGAGUCAUCCUCUUUGGAACCAACAAGGGCCACUCCAUUUCUGGAGUGGGGGUCUUCUGAGGCCAGGAGCUUGCCUUUCCUCUGAGUCCAGAUCGAAAUGUGGACUGAGUAAUACACAUGGCAGGAGCUGGAUCCUGGCAGUGAGGAGACCCAGAUGCUAGUUUUAGAGUACUUUUCCUAGGAGGGGGCCUGCCAGCAUGUUGGCCAAGCUUUUAAUCAGGGAAGUAUCUUCAGCUGAACAUCUCUUGCCAUCACAUAGCUGCCUGCACCUGCCUUUCA